AGCUCUCGCUUCCAUGGUGACGGAGCCCAACCGGAAGCCCAACCGGAAGACCAACAGUCGCUCUUUUCGAACCCUUUUACCCGGGAAAACACGCCGACUAGUAGGAGUUUGUUGUUGUUGUUGAUCAACAAAACCGUUUUAACGGAGAACGACGCGGAUUCUACUGCGACGUUUACGUCAUUUACGUAGCGUCGAGGAAAAACCGUCAGGAAAGCACGUGUCGACAAUGAACAACAACGCGGAGCGGAAGUUCGUGAAUCUGCGGAAGCGUCUGGACCAGCUGGGCUACAGGAACCCGCUGGGGAUAGAGUCCCUCCCGUUGGUGGAGAAGCUGUUCAGUGACCUGGUCCACACGACCGAAAGCCUGCGCAACGCCAAACUGUCCGCGGGGAAGACCGAGAAAGAAACCCGGAACGUCGAAGCUUUUCUGGAGCCGUACAGGGCGGAGAACGCCCGAGUGGUCCGGGAGAACAACGAGCUGCACCUCGAACUCCUCAAGCUGAAGGAGGAGAAGGACCGCGUCGGCAAAGAGCUCAAGACCCACAUCAGAAAACUGGACCACGAGACGUCCGACCUGAAGUUUUUAAAUAACCAGUAUGUGCACAAGGUGCGCUGCCUGGAGAAGGACGGCAAGGCGAAGGCCGAGCGCAUCCAACAGCUGCAGGAGAAGAACAUGCAGGCGGUGGUGCAGACGCCAGGUGGAAAGAAGCGCAGCAUCCCGUUCCGCCGCCAGAGGAUGCAGAUCGACGAGCUCGUGCCGACCUCCUCCACGUCGGCGUAUCCGGUGUCGCAGCCCGAUGAUCCGUACAUCGCCGACCUGCUGGAGAUGGCGGACGGAAGAAUUAUCGAGCUGCAGGAUGACAUCCUGAAGGUCAAACUGGACCUGGACAACGCCCAAGAGCUCAUAAAACGCCUAAACUCACAGGUGGAGGAGAGGGACAAAGAGAUCGAGCGCAUGAAUCGAGCUCUCCGCGGAGGACGGCCUCACGACGUGAUUUCCCUCGAGGCUCAGAACACCAGCAACGAGAAGCUGAUCGCCCACCUUCACCUUCAGAUCGAGUACCUGCAGGAGAGCAACCGGACUCUGGAUCAGAAGAUGGAGGCGCUGCAGCAGACCAAGCGGGACGCCUCCUCCGAAGUGGCCGACCUGUCCCUGAAGAACCUGGAGCUGUGCGACGAGCUGACGCACAUCGACGGGCUGGCCAAGCGGCUGGAGAUGGACAAGGAGCACGUGUUGGAAACCGCCGACAUGGAGCUGCACCAAACCAAAAAAGACCUUCAAAGGCAACAGAAAGUCAUCGAAGACUUGGAGGAUAUUAUCACAAAAUUAAGAAGGGAGCGGCCCCAUGCCGACUUUGAGAAAGACCGCCUCCGAGACCAGCUGGUGGAUCUCAAGGAGCAGAACGAGAAGAUGGAGGGACUGGUGCACUUCCUGGAGGAGGAGAAACUCAGGCUGCAGGACAAAGUGGAGAAAACGAUGGCAGCGGACAAAGAGCUGGUGCUGGAGCUGGAGGCCAUGCGGGCUAAACACGGCGUCUGCGGGAGGGAGCGCUCCCCGUCGCGGCUGGACGCGUUCGUCCGGAGUCUCGAGGAGGAGAGGGACCGCUAUCGCCGGGAGGCCGAGCGCUACAGAAGAGCCGGGGGGGCCGGCGGUCUGGAUUCGAGCCCCACUCGGAGUCCUCCGUCCAAAGCCACGAGGGGCGGCGCUGCGGAGACGGAGCUGCUGCGUGUGGCGGCGGAGAGAGACGAGCUGAAAGCGGCCCUGCUGGACUUCGAGGAGCACAUGGAGGACAUCCAGCGCGACGUGAAGGCCCUCAGCUCGGAGAGGGACCGCUUCAGAACCCUCUUUGAACAAACCCAGGAGGACCUGAAGAUGACCCAGGAGGACCUGAAGAUGACCCAGGAGGACCUGAAGUCGGCCCGGAGGACGGACGCGUCGGGCGACCUCGCGGCGCUGAAGGACGAGCUCCAACGGGCCGAAAGCAGAACCCGGCACCUGGCGGCAGAAAGAGACGCGCUGGCGGAGAGAGUGAAGGUUUCCCAGAAUGCAUCUCUCUCAGACCGGCAGGCGGAGCAGAGGAGGAUCCUGGAGCUGGAGAACGCCGUUCAGAGUCUGGAGCGCGAGAGGCUGGACCUGCGGUCGCAGGCGUGUCUGCUGAAGGAGAACCGGGAGGCUGCCGAGGACGAGCUGAAGGUCCGGUCCGCCGCUCUGGUCCAGAACGCAGAGGAGGUGUCCCACCAGAGGGCGGAGUCUAACGCUCUCAGGCUGCUGCAGGAGCAGAUGGAGCAGUCGCUGUGUGACACCCAGCGCCGGCUGUCUGUGAAGGGGAGCGAGCUGCAUGCCGCCCGCCAGCACAUCGUGGAACUGGAGGAGACCAUAGCGGCGCUGAGUCAGCGCGGCUCCAAGCACCAGGACGAGGCGUCCGGCCUCCAGAAGUCCAUCUCGGCUUUGGACCGGGAGAAGGACGCUCUGCAGGACGAGGUGGACGAGAAGACGGAAACCCUGGUGUCUCUCCGGGAGGAGCUGUCUAAGAAGGAACAGACCCUUGAAGAUGUGAGACUCACACUCACCAACCUGGACAACUCUCUAGCUCAGCUGCAGGGGGCGCUAAACAGCCGCGAGCGGGAGAUCUCCAGCCUGAGGAGGCAGCUGGACGGCGGUCACGAGGAGCUGGCCGCGCUCCGGAGAGACAAGGAGGUCACGGUCCGGGAGAACCGGAGGCUGCAGGACGACCUGGCGACGAUGACCAGAGAGAACCAGGCCGUGCACGGAGAGAUGGAGGAGGCGCUGCACGAGAAGGACGAGCUGAAGUUGAGGGUCCACUCGUACAUUUCCGAAGUGUCCCGUAUAGAGAAAGUGAUGGCCGCGAAGGAGCAGGAGAACCGGGACCUGCUGCAGCGCUUCCGGUCGGCCCACUCGGAGGUGGAGGAGCAGGAGCAGAAGUUGCAGCAGGCCGAAGGCCAAAAUAACUCCAUCCGCCUGGAGCUGCUCUCCUCGGACACGGAGCGCAGACACCUGCGCGACGCCGUCGGCCACCAGGGGAGAGAGAUCCAACAGCACACACAGGCCCUGCAGGCCUACGAGGCCCAGGUGUCGUCGCUGCUGCGCGGGAUGUCCCGGCUGGAGGAGGAGGCGCACAAGACGCAGGGGGAGAAGGCGGCGCUCCUCUCGGACCUGGCGUCCGUCAGGGAGCUGUGCGUCAAGCUGGACUCCGGCAAGGAGCUCGCGGUGCGUCAGCUCACCUCCAGGAGCAUGGACCUCGAGAGGGUCACAGGAGAACUGGAGGAUGUGCGGUCGGAGGCGGAGCUUCUGAAGAAGCAGCCCAGCGAGCGGCUGACCGUCCGUAACCUCGAGACUCUGCUCUCCUCCAAUCGAAACAAGGAGUUCCAAACCCACCUGACGGCCAGCGAGAGGGAGUCGGAGCUGAAGGUCCUGCGCGCCCGGCUGACCCUGGCCGACAGCAAAACCGUGGAGCAUGCCAGGGAGGUGUCGCUGCUCCGCGGCAAAGUCUCUCAGCUGCAGACGGAGAUGGACGUUCUGAAGAGGCAGCUGACCAGCGAGCGCUUUGAACGUGAGCGGGCCGUGCAGGAGAUGCGCCGACAGGGCGUGUCCUUCUCGUCGCUGCAGAGCUCGUUGUCCCUCGACGCCGCCGGCGGUUCUCGUCACGGCUCCCCGGAGCGCUCCAUCCUCCGGACUCUGAGCCGCUCGGCCGACAAGUCGGCGGACAAGAGCGUGAGCUUCAAGGAUUAACGACUGGAGAGGCGGACGAGUCCAAUCAUCACGUCUGAUUCCUUCUGUCCAACUUCUCGUCGACUCGACGCUCCGCUCUAAAGAUCAGGAGCAACUUUUAUAACCUCGUAUACGUAGCAGCAAGAAAAAGUAUUCGUUUGUGUACGUUUUUUAAAUUAUUAAAUUAUUCAAUGAAAUAAAAGCAAUACAAAAAGCGAUUUGCGUCGCUAAACUUGGAA
Molecule: messenger RNA, 3969 nt
Organism: Cyclopterus lumpus (lumpfish)
Lineage: Eukaryota; Metazoa; Chordata; Actinopteri; Perciformes; Cyclopteridae
Gene: cep135
Product: centrosomal protein 135
Source: RefSeq, a predicted model, not a curated record